Molecule: messenger RNA, 2223 nt
Organism: Limanda limanda (common dab)
Lineage: Eukaryota; Metazoa; Chordata; Actinopteri; Pleuronectiformes; Pleuronectidae
Gene: col9a2
Product: procollagen, type IX, alpha 2
Exons: 32
Coding region: 28-2103 (691 amino acids)
Source: RefSeq, a predicted model, not a curated record
AGACAGACGUGGGGAGAGAGAGGUACCAUGGCUGCUCUCUCUGCUUUGCUGAAGACCUGGGUGCUACUGCAGACCCUGUGCCUGGUUCUGGCCCAAGUGAGGGGUCCACCAGGACCUCAGGGCCAGACCGGGCCAGCAGGCCCCUCUGGCACUCCUGGGUCAGACGGCAUCGAUGGAGAGACAGGACCUCCUGGGCCCCCUGGUCCACCAGGGUUAAAGGGAGAGCCAGGAGAACCGGGUCCUGAUGGAGUGUCAGGAGAGAAUGGCAUUGAUGGUUUGAUCGGCGCGAAGGGUGACCGAGGUCCUGUUGGGAGCCCUGGCCCAAAGGGUCAACAUGGACCAAGCGGUGAGCCUGGCCCUCCUGGAGCAGGCCUUCCAGGACUCGCUGGAGCUCUUGGGGCAAUUGGUCUUCCAGGUGAAAUUGGGGCAAGUGGGGCAAAGGGUGUCAUGGGACCACCUGGACCUCCAGGACUUCCUGGACCUCCUGGCAAACCUGGUCCUCCGGGGAAGUUCAUCGGUGGAGAGGAGGGGAGUGCAGACUUCCAGUGUCCUCUUAACUGUCCAGCAGGACCAAAAGGCCCUCAGGGACUACAGGGUGUCAAGGGACAUAAAGGACGUGCUGGUGUUCUCGGAGAGCCUGGCAGCAUCGGAAAAUCGGGCCUCAGGGGAGAAAUGGGCAUCUCUGGGGAACAAGGCAUCCCAGGACCUGCGGGUCCAAUUGGUCUGAGGGGUUAUCCAGGAAUGAUGGGUCCUAAAGGAGAGACGGGGCCACGCGGUUACAAGGGCAUCAACGGACAUGUUGGAAUUGCCGGGCCUCCUGGCGAGGAGGGACCUCAGGGACCACCUGGAGAGGCAGGAGACAAGGGAGACAAAGGCGGCCGAGGUAUCCAGGGCCCACAGGGUGCGGUCGGCAAAAAGGGAGAGAACGGUCUGCCGGGUAUUGAUGGAAAAGAUGGCACACCUGGUACUCCUGGAAUCAAGGGCGGCUCCGGUCAGGCUGGGAUGCCAGGUCCUCCUGGUCCUCAUGGAACAGCGGGGUUGCCUGGCAGUCCCGGGUCUAAAGGUGGAGCUGGAGCUAAGGGCGGGCCUGGACCUCGAGGACAUGGUGGCAUGUCUGGUGCGCCUGGACCUCUGGGUGAGCCUGGUCUUCCUGGUGUUGCUGGUAUGGAAGGAGUACCUGGGCCUAAGGGCGACAGAGGCCAGCGGGGAGCGGUCGGCCCACAGGGAGUAGUCGGCAAACCUGGGAGCAAAGGAGAGCGAGGACCCAUGGGAGUACCUGGUGCGCAGGGCCUUAGUGGAACCAAGGGAGACAAGGGCUUCCAAGGAAAAGGCGGCUCAAAGGGAGACGUGGGUGACCCCGGCGUGGAGGGACUGGCUGGCGAGAAAGGUGAAAAGGGUAUGUCUGGUGAACCUGGACCCAAAGGACAGCAAGGAAUUAGGGGGGAGUCUGGACACAACGGACCCACUGGAGACUCCGGUAAACCAGGAGAUCUGGGACCAUCAGGGCUUCCUGGUCCAAGGGGACUCAACGGCGAGCGAGGAGUACCUGGCAUGCCUGGUAUUCAGGGAUCAAUUGGGCGCGAUGCAUCCGACCAGCAUAUAAUCGAAGUGGUGUUGAAGAUGUUGCAGGAGAGGCUAGCCGCAGUUGCGGUGAGCGCCAAGAGGGCUGUGCUCGGCGGCGCGGGUGUGAUGGGACCUCCUGGGCCCCCUGGACCUCCAGGUUCAGCCGGACCUCAGGGGCCACAUGGCCUGCCUGGUGCCCGGGGCAUCCCUGGCAUGAUUGGAGGACAUGGGCAAGUUGGAAACACAGGGCUCAAAGGAAAGAGAGGAGCAAAGGGAGAGAGGGGAGAUCUAGGUAAACCUCACCCAGGAGCACCAGGACCUCCUGGAAUUCAAGGUGCUCCUGGCGUAGAUGGCGUGGCCCGUAAUGGCAGGCACGGUGAGAGAGGACCUCAGGGUUCAGCCGGAGAGGCCGGUUACCCCGGUAAGGCGGGCGCGCAGGGUCUGCCGGGCUACUGCGAGGCAGCGAUGUGUCUGGCGGCGUCAGCGUACACCUCCCCGAGACUACAGGAGGCGGGAGCGAUCAAAGGCCCCGGUGUUUAAGAGACCCAUCUCUCCGUCAGCGGCUCACAACAUCAUCCGGGAGAGAGGGAGAGGAAGAGGAGAAGGAGGAGGGCGAAAGUGCGAGAGCUCCUCUCAUGUAGGACAACAUCGAGAACGAGG